Budorcas taxicolor (takin) is the source of this 400-nucleotide messenger RNA. RefSeq names its product small ubiquitin-related modifier 2-like. Gene Ontology annotation, molecular function: ubiquitin-like protein ligase binding; protein tag activity. Gene Ontology annotation, biological process: protein sumoylation. Gene Ontology annotation, cellular component: nucleus. The coding region runs from base 113 to 400 and encodes 95 amino acids. NCBI's taxonomy places the organism in Eukaryota, Metazoa, Chordata, Mammalia, Artiodactyla, Bovidae. The transcript has a single exon. The record is from RefSeq and is a predicted model, not a curated record.
CACCGCUGCCGCCUCCUUCUUCUGCCGCUCCUGGUGCUGCUUGUGUGCUCGUUCCGUGCGGACCUGGUACCUCUUUUGUGAAGCGGCAGCUGAGGAGACUCCGGCGCUCGCCAUGGCGGACGAAAAGCCCAAGGAAGGAGUCAAGACUGAGAACAACGAUCAUAUUAAUUUGAAGGUGGCGGGGCAGGAUGGUUCUGUGGUGCAGUUUAGGAUUAAGAGGCAUACACCACUUAGUAAACUAAUGAAAGCCUAUUGUGAACGACAGGGUUUGUCAAUGAGGCAGAUCAGAUUCCGAUUUGACGGGCAGCCAAUCAAUGAAACAGACACACCUGCACAGUUGGAGAUGGAAGAUGAAGAUACAAUUGAUGUAUUCCAGCAGCAGACAGGAGGUGUCUACUAG